Messenger RNA from Neopelma chrysocephalum (saffron-crested tyrant-manakin), 1366 nucleotides. It is a transcript of the gene PEX2, whose product is annotated as peroxisomal biogenesis factor 2. Gene Ontology annotation, biological process: protein import into peroxisome matrix. Gene Ontology annotation, molecular function: zinc ion binding. The coding region runs from base 304 to 1218 and encodes 304 amino acids. Lineage: Eukaryota; Metazoa; Chordata; Aves; Passeriformes; Pipridae. Gene Ontology annotation, cellular component: peroxisomal membrane. The record is from RefSeq and is a predicted model, not a curated record. The transcript has 3 exons.
CCGGUCAGGCUCCUCCCGCGGCCCGGCAGGCCGGGGCAGUGCCGCACGGUCAGCCCCUCUGGGUCAGUCCCCGGCUCUGCUCAAGGGCCUGCCUGUAGGAAUUUGUGUUCAGCUUCCUGCUCUCCCCGUGCGCCUCCCUGCUGGGAGUCCCGCUGGCGCUCAGGCUCCUGGUGCAGCAGAGGGAUGGCGAGGGUUCUGGCUAGGCCCGGGAGUGCGGGAAGAGAGGACGGAGCCUGGGGACAAGCUCCAUAGAGAGGAGAAGGUAGUUUUGAAUGGAAGAAAGAAAGUUUUUUCUCUGAAGAAAUGGCCUCCAGCACUGGAAAUGAAAAGGGCGUGAAUCCUGUGCUCAGAAUAAGUCAACUUGAUGCUCUUGAACUAAACAAAGCCCUGGAACAACUCUUGUGGUCCCAGUUUACCAACUGUUUUCAUGGAUUUAAACCAGGGGUGUUGGCUCACUUUGAACCAGAAGUAAAAGCAUUUUUAUGUCUUAUAUUAUGGAGAUUCACUAUCUAUUCCAAGAAUGCAACUGUGGGACAGGGUAUUCUGAAUAUUCAAUACAAGAAUAACUUAUCUCAGACAGAGAAAUACCAACCUCUGAGCAAACAACAAAAGUUAUGGUAUCUUAUUUUCACUGUUGGUGGAAGAUGGUUGGAAGAAAGAUGUUAUGAUUUAUUUAGCAAUCGUCAACAACAAUCUUUCUCCAAAAUUAAGAACUAUAUUAGCUUUGGAGCUGGACUUCUAAAACUUUGUGGACUUCUAAAUUUUCUGAUUUUUCUUCGGAAGGGAACAUUUGCAACACUUACAGAACGCAUUCUAGGAAUUAGGUCAGUUUUUUGCAAGCCACAAAGUGUUCGUCAGGUAGGAUUUGAAUACAUGAACAGGGAGCUCUUAUGGCAUGGCUUUGCUGAAUUUCUGAUUUAUCUACUGCCACUUAUUAAUGUACAGAAACUGAAACUUAAAAUUUCGUCUUGGUGUUUGCCUAUUGCAGGUCUUUCCAAUAGUGAAAACACGUUAGCAAGCCACUGCAGGGAAUGUUCACUGUGUGGGGAAUGGCCUACUAUGCCUCAUACCAUAGGCUGUGCACAUGUUUUUUGUUACUACUGUAUUAAAAGUAACUACUUAUUUGAUAUGUAUUUUACAUGUCCUAAAUGUGGCUCAGAGGUACACACUCUUCAACCACUGAAGUAUAAAAUUGAAAUGACAGAAUUGCAUGUCUGAUAUGUGGUUGAUUUUGUUUUAUACAAUACAUGAAAUAUAUUGAAGAGAUUAAUGGAAGAAUUCGGAGGCUAUUGGAAGCUUAGAGAUGGUUUUGGAGACUCUGUAAUUUGUCAUAACAUAUAUUUUUACUGCUCUUAGUUUUUUUAUU